Messenger RNA from Galeopterus variegatus (Sunda flying lemur), 2402 nucleotides. It is a transcript of the gene SH3GL1, whose product is annotated as SH3-domain GRB2-like 1. The transcript is spliced from 10 exons. The record is from RefSeq and is a predicted model, not a curated record. Gene Ontology annotation, molecular function: protein binding. The coding region runs from base 96 to 1097 and encodes 333 amino acids. NCBI's taxonomy places the organism in Eukaryota, Metazoa, Chordata, Mammalia, Dermoptera, Cynocephalidae. Gene Ontology annotation, biological process: synaptic vesicle uncoating. Gene Ontology annotation, cellular component: glutamatergic synapse; presynapse; cytoplasm.
CGGGGCUGAAGAAGCAGUUCUACAAGGCGAGCCAGUUGGUCAGCGAGAAGGUCGGAGGGGCCGAGGGAACCAAGCUGGAUGAUGACUUCAAAGAGAUGGAGAAGAAGGUGGAUGUCACCAGUAAGGCUGUGACGGAAGUGCUGGCCAGAACCAUUGAGUACCUGCAGCCCAACCCAGCCUCGCGGGCCAAGCUGACGAUGCUCAAUACGGUGUCCAAGAUCCGGGGCCAGGUGAAGAACCCCGGCUACCCACAGUCGGAGGGCCUCCUGGGCGAGUGCAUGAUCCGCUAUGGGAAGGAGCUGGGCGGCGAGUCCAACUUCGGUGACGCCCUGCUGGACGCCGGGGAGUCCAUGAAGCGCCUGGCUGAGGUGAAGGACUCCCUGGACAUAGAGGUCAAGCAGAACUUCAUCGACCCCCUCCAGAAUCUGUGUGACAAGGACCUGAAGGAGAUCCAGCACCACCUGAAGAAGCUGGAGGGCCGCCGCCUGGACUUUGACUACAGGAAGAAGCGCCAGGGCAGGGUCCCUGGCGAGGAGCUGCGCCAGGCCCUAGAGAAGUUCGAGGAGUCCAAGGAGCUGGCUGAGACCAGCAUGCACAACUUGCUGGAGACCGACAUCGAGCAGGUGAGCCAGCUCUCUGCCCUGGUGGACGCCCAGCUCGACUACCACCGGCAGGCCGUGCAGAUCCUCGAGGAGCUGGCUGACAAGCUGAAGCGCAGGAUGCGGGAAGCCUCCUCACGCCCCAAGCGGGAAUACAAGCCCAAGCCCCGGGAGCCCUUUGACUUCGGAGAGCCUGAGCAGUCCAAUGGGGGCUUCCCCUGCACCACGGCCCCCAAGAUCGCAGCUUCGUCAUCUUUCCGAUCUUCCGAUAAGCCCAUCCGGACCCCCAGCAGGAGUAUGGUGCCCCUGGACCAGCCAAGCUGCAAGGCCCUGUAUGACUUUGAGCCCGAGAACGACGGGGAGCUGGGCUUCCACGAGGGUGACAUCAUCACGCUGACCAACCAGAUCGACGAGAACUGGUACGAGGGCAUGCUCAACGGCCAGUCUGGCUUCUUCCCCCUCAGCUACGUGGAGGUGCUCGUGCCCCUGCCUCAGUGACAUGCUGCAUCCCACUCCCCCGACUCCUCCAUCCACACUGCUGGCCGGGCUCCUGUGUUCCACUCGGCUCCCAACUCGCGGCACCUCACCCCUACAGCGAGUGCAGUGCUUGGAGCCCGCAGGCGGUGUGGGGGCGGCUCUUACCUUCAGGCAGGCCAGGGGCCCCUGUUUACACUAGCACUCACCCCAGUGGCUAUGUGGGCUCCCUUCCCACUAGCCACCUCCUAGCCCAGCCCCAGAGGUGGGGCUGACACUAAGGUGCUCUUAGAAACACUAACGUUCCUCGUUCCUCCGUUCUUCCAGGGGCGGGUAACUCCAGGGUGGACCCCUCUUCUCCUCUUCCCACCCCAGCCCCCAUCUCCGUCCUGACUGCACUGGGGCCCAGCCCCACGCUGCCGGGAGGCCUGUACCCAGGCCCCGCCACCUUAACUGGGUGGAUCUGAGGCAGGACCCCUGGUUGUAGAUCCCUCACAGCCCCCAGCCCGUUGCUGGCAAUGGGCCUAGCCCCCAGUCCAGUCUCCCCAGUGCCUGUGGCCCACAGAGGCACUGCCCUGAAGCCUUGCACUCACGCUCCUUCCUGGCCUGCCGCCAGCCCUGCCUGUGGUCCAGGGACAAGGGCAAGCAGGGUUCCUGGAGCUGCCCCUCCCUCCCGUGGAGACACUCAGCUCACCUGCCCACUCAUACCACGCCUCCCCCUCCCCACCCUCACAAAGCCGAGUACCUUUGAGCUUCUAACUGCCCCCAGCCAAGCACACGGAGGUAUGUUUCUCUCUCAGGCAUGAGCUGCCACCACCAGCUGCACACACACACAGCCCCCAACACGCCUCCCAUGGGACCACGGGCCCCCACCUCCUGCUCUGCCGAAGGCCAAGCACAAAGGCUCUGAUUAGUGAAUGUUUCCAGACCCCUGGCUGCUGGGGCCUCCCGCUUCCUGAGCCAGCCGCCAUCCCUGCCCUGUCCGUAGUGAUCCGGGCCAUCUCCUCUAGACCAAGGCAGGGGCAGCUCCUGAGAUCCCUCCCCAGACCAGCAGAGCCCUCACCCCAGCAUCUGCUUCCCCUCUUGCCUAAUCCAAAAAUUGACUAAAUGGGGGACCUCUGGGCCUGGCUGUGGUCAUGCUCCCCUCCCACAGUGGCCCAGCAAAAGCCCGGGACACCAGUCCUGCUCUUCCCUGUGGCCCCCUUGCCACAUUACAUGGGGGCACACAGGCCCCAGCUGAGAUGAUCAGUAGGGCCUCAGUCAUGGUCUAGAGUGAAUCAAAAUGUACUCAUGAUUUUUUUAAAAAAGUAUUAAAUGUUUCUUUCUACA